UACGAGGGCUCGGACAGCGAUUUCGACCCGGAGGAGUACGAGCGCGAGAAGGAGCGUCGGCGGAAAGCAAAGGAGAAUAAAGGCCUGAUGUGAUAGGGGCAUGAGAGAGGAUGGAUCUACAUGGUACCAUGGAUGAUGAACAAAAAAUCAUGACAACCCCAAACCAAACAAAACGACGAUUUCAAGCAUAGCGCGGGGCGUGGGGAAAUGGGGGCGCAACUAUUUGGCUGGCUUUUCACCCUCUCUCCCCCCCUCCUUUUUCCUUUUCCCCUUUCAAAAACUUCCUACCUACCUACGACUCUUCAUAUUCCCCUCCCCUCCCCAAGUCAGAUCAGAUCACUCAUCCUCUCGCCUACCCAUCCAUCCAUCCAUCCAUCCAUCUUCCUUGCUCUUUCUUCCUUCCGCUGUACCACUCAUCCCAUCCCAUCUUCAUCCCAUCCCAUCCCAUCCCAUCUUCAUCUCACGGAUCCUAUAGCAUACAUGAUCUCAGCAUCAUACCUAUGCUAGAUAAGAUAGAUAGACAGAAAACGAGCAGUUAGAAAGACUGCCAUGCAGACUCCUACUAGUUAGUUUACUUUGUAGCUAGAUAGAGUAUUAGGAAAUGAAAUAAAAAACGAUC
Molecule: messenger RNA, 619 nt
Organism: Amorphotheca resinae ATCC 22711
Lineage: Eukaryota; Fungi; Ascomycota; Leotiomycetes; Helotiales; Amorphothecaceae
Exons: 1
Coding region: 208-507 (99 amino acids)
Source: RefSeq, a predicted model, not a curated record